This is a messenger RNA of Puccinia graminis f. sp. tritici CRL 75-36-700-3, 555 nucleotides long. RefSeq lists its product as uncharacterized. The record is from RefSeq and is a predicted model, not a curated record. The transcript has 3 exons. NCBI's taxonomy places the organism in Eukaryota, Fungi, Basidiomycota, Pucciniomycetes, Pucciniales, Pucciniaceae. The coding region runs from base 1 to 555 and encodes 184 amino acids.
AUGCACAAUAGGUAUAAUUUCCCCGUCCUUGCUGAAUGGAUCCUCAUGCACAAAGCCAACUGCAACUGUUUACAGAAGAAACAUGGCUUCAUGGUCAUGCUAUGCUACGACAUCAGGAUCCGCAAUAACGCUUUUGCGUUCAGAGUCAAAAAAGAUGGCAUCAGGGACAGCCCCUACGCCAUAGGCGGACCCACAUUUGGAUGGGAUCCCCACACCGGUCAGAGGUCCACCAAACCGUCCAGCUCAACCCUAAUGUCAACCAACAACAAAGCAGCCAUCAGCAAUGCUGGCACGGCGACAACUUCAUUGACACCAAACCAGACCAAGGCAGAACCCCUAGAGGUUCGGGGUACAAAGGGAGAAAUUUCAAUCCGAACCACAGUGUCCCCUCCAGAAGAAGAGGAAACGAUUUCCUUUAGAGAUGGGACCGGCGCAUCCGGAUAUCCGUUCGGAUUCAGAUAUCCCCUCACGAUUUCAGCCAAAUCAGACAUCCGCAUCCGCUGGCGGAUACCCGCGGAUAUCCGCCCCAAAAAUGACCCCCAGGCUGCAAAAUGA